UCUCUCUCACACACACACACUCUCACACACACAGGGAGAGAAACACAGAAAGAAACUAACUUUAUAGAGUAUUCAUUGGAAUAUACACCGAUCAGCGACAAACAAGGUAAAGUAAUUCCCCUGAUAAAGGUGAUAAAGAAAACCCAAUAAAAAAGCAAAACUAAAGCAACCUUCCCCUCGGACCCUCCCUCUGUCUCUCUGUCUCUCUCUCUCUCACACACACACACACACACAUCUCUCUCUCUCUGUAGCCUUACCUAUCUGUCUUUUCUGUCUUCUACUGUAAACAUGGAGAUCUGGGUUGCUUUCUUUCUUUCUUUCUUUCUUUCUCCCUGUAGAAGAAUUAACUACUCUUUGGAUCUCCAUACCUUCUUACAGUAAAUCUUAACCCUCUAACUCUUCUCUCUCUAACUCUCUCUCUCCCUCUAGACCCACCAAUACAAAAGAAAGAUACCAUUUAAAAACCCUUUGAACUGUUUAUUUAUCACUAUAUCCUGUUCCAAAAAAGAAAAAAGGAAAAAAGAAAAGCCCCCCCUCUCUCUCUACUCUCUUUCUCUCUCUAAUUCUUCCUUUUUAAACCCCCAACCAACCCACGCUCACAGACACACGCACAAGAAAGAACAACAAAGAAAGAGAACCCAUUUUAGAAAACUCUGAGGAGAAGUCAAUCUCCAAGAUUCCAACACUUGUUCAUUCAAAUCCCAAUGGAUGAUUUCAGAAGAAAUCAUGUUCCAGCUUUCGGAAGCUGGGAUUGCUCCGACGACCUCCCUUUCACUCAGUGUUUUGAAUCCGCCAGACAAGCCGGUUUGCUUCGCUACAGCUACUCCGAAGAUCGUGAUCUGUACGUCGCCGGAGAUUUGUACGAGAAUGAUGUCGUCACUCCGGCCAUGAUCGUCGUUCCUCGCCGGAGGGCGAAAGGACGGCAUAGGGAGCAUGUGAAAGAAGGUAAAAAGGAAGGGUGGGUGGUGAAAGAGCCACCAAGUCCUGUUUCAAUGUCACCACCACCACCACCACCUCCUCCUCCUCUGCCUAAAAAGGCUCCUAAAGCUGUGGAUGAGGAUCUCUACAAGAUCUCACCGGACCUCCUCUAUGCUAAAACAAAAAGGAAGAGGGUUUGGUGCUUCUUUUCAAGCUGCUAUCUGCCAACCUGUGCCACAUAAACAUGGUGAAGCUUUUAGGAUUAUGUGCAUCUAUGGAGAAGGAGAAGACUAUAUAUAUAUAAAUAUAUAUACAUAUUAUUAUAUUAAUAGAGACAUGUACGUAUUGGUGUUGAUGUACUUUGUCUUCUGCUAGAGGCUAAGAAAGAAAUUGUUGGCCUCAAGAAGAUAUAAAUCAUCAUUAUCAUAUGAUAAUGAUAACAAACUCUUCUUGCUAACGGUUUUAUUUCUUUUCUAGUUGUCUUUUGGGCUUCUGUUUCGAGUAUCGGCCUGUAUUGGGUCAAAAGUAGGGACUGGGGAGAGAAUUAACAGUGUCGGAAUUUGGGCUAGCUAGAAGAAAGGCUGUGUCUGUAAAAAGAGAAAGGGUGGGUUCCUUAUGUUCAAAUCA
Molecule: messenger RNA, 1545 nt
Organism: Cornus florida
Lineage: Eukaryota; Viridiplantae; Streptophyta; Magnoliopsida; Cornales; Cornaceae
Exons: 4
Coding region: 705-1160 (151 amino acids)
Source: RefSeq, a predicted model, not a curated record